AUGGCCUGCGCCGCAGCAGCGGCCAGCGGCGGCGCGAAGAAGACCGCGGAUCCGGGUUUCGCGCGGUGCACCGCCCACCAGGUGCCCGAGGCGGUGGCGCGGCACCACGAGCACGCCGUGGGAGCUAACCAGUGCUGCUCCGCCGUAAUCCAGGCGAUCGCCGCCCCCGUGCCCGUCGUCUGGUCCGUGGUCCGGCGCUUCGACAACCCGCAGGCCUACAAGCACUUCGUCAAGAGCUGCCAUGUCGUCGUCGGGGACGGGACGGUGGGCACUCUCCGGGAGGUCCUCCUGGUCUCAGGGCUGCCGGCGGCAAGGAGCACUGAGAGGUUAGAGAUCCUGGACGAAGAGCAGCACGUUCUGAGCUUCCGAGUCGUCGGCGGCGACCACCGUCUGGUCAACUACCAGUCGGUGACGACUCUCCAUCCCUCGCCGGAGGGCAGCGAGACGACCCUCGUCGUGGAGUCGUACGUGGUGGACGUGCCGCAGGGAAACACGCCGGAGGACACCUGCGUCUUCGUCGACACCAUCGUCAAGUGCAACCUGCAGUCGCUGGCCCAUACCGCCGAGAACCUCGCCCGGAAAGGGAGGUCCCCUUCGUAG
This is a messenger RNA of Spirodela intermedia, 600 nucleotides long. NCBI's taxonomy places the organism in Eukaryota, Viridiplantae, Streptophyta, Magnoliopsida, Alismatales, Araceae. The record is from the annotation of a GenBank genome assembly.